AUGCUGAACACGUUGUGUCUACUGAUAGCACUGCUAUCGAGCCCAAUUUGGGCCAUCUUCGCUGAUGAAGCAUGGCAUACUGAUUACCAUUUUGCCCUGCUUGGCUUGCCACAGGUCGGCACGACGUUCUUUCAUCAGCCCAAUGCUGCCUCAAAAGCAUCGCUGAUCUACACCCUCUCUGAACAAGGUGUCGUUGGAGCUGUCAAUCCACGUGACGGCUCGUUAGUGUGGCGUCAGGUUCUGCAAUCACAAGCAUUUAACGCGAAUGUUAGCUUUUUGCGAGCCGGACAAGACCAAGACAUCGUCGUAAGCGGCCACGACAACCAGGUCAUUGCAUGGAGCGCUGGCGAUGGGCGUCUUGUGUGGGAUACGACCCUAGCUGGCCAUCUAGUAGACCUCGAAAUCCUUGAGCUUGUUGACGGAGAUGGCUCUGCUGCGACAAAGGACGUCAUCUUGCUCACUGGUGGUGGUAACUCGGUCGUGCAGAGGAUCGAUGGUUCCACCGGUGCAGCCAGAUGGUCAUUCGAUAUUGGUAAUGGGGACUUGCCCUAUCAAAUUUCUGCAUCUGCCACCGAGAUAUAUGCGAUUUUGCUUCACAAAACCUUGCUUGGCAACUACAAGAUCAAAACCAUCACAUUGGAUUCGACAUCAGGGCGGAAGAUUGACGAGAACGUCCUCACUGCAGAUGGCGAUCUGGCGUCUGCAGAUACCAUCAUCACAGUUGGCGCAAAUUCUGCCUCGCCGAUAAUUGCGUGGACGGAUGCUUCUCGUUCAACUCUAAAGCUUAACAUUAUUGGCACGAAGACUGUUACAUCCUUUCCAAUCGACACGCAGGGGGACGGAGCUGUAGAGCGUGUUCAGGUACACGCUCCAUAUCACACGAACUCGCUCCCACACUUUCUCGUCCAAUACGAAACGGAAAAAGCGCAUUGGGCGGAGGUCUUCCACGUUAAUCUACAGAAGAAAAUUAUAAAAAAGGCAUAUCAGCUUCCAAGGAUUUCCGGAAAAGGCGUGUUUUCCACAAGUACCUCAGAUGCGAAUGUUUAUUUCACAAGACUGACUCAGGGUGAGAUUGUGACCGUCUCGUCGGCCUCUCAUGGAGUAUUGGGCAAGUGGCCCAUUAGGGGAUUUGGCACAAGCGGCAAGGAUCACGAGCACAACUUGCCGGUUCUAGUGAGCUCUGAGAUAUCUUUGAAGGACAACACUGUUUCAGCCAUUCGAUCGGCAGUACUUCUCGCAUCGGGCGAAUGGGUUCUCAUGCGAGAUGGAAACCCGAUCUGGCAAAGACCCGAGGCCUUGGCCGGAACCAUCACAGCCACCUUCGCGUUGCCUAGCUCGGUUCAAAAUCUUGCCGAAGCUUUCCAGGUUGAGAUCCACAGCAAUCCGGUCUCAGCUUAUCUUCACCGGGUCAAGCGCCAUAUUCUUGACCUGCAAAAGGUUCCUGAACUGCUCGCUGGCUUACCGCAGCGGAUCGCUAGUGGCGUCCUGGGGACUACUGCCGAUGAUGCUUUGAUUGGGGACACGUUUGGCUUCCAUCAGAUCAUCGCCUGCGCCGUUCGUGGUGGGCGUGUUGUUGCUAUUGACGCUGGUAACCCGAACAUCAUUCUCUGGAGCAAGCAGAUCGUGGAACCGUCGUUGGUCAACGACUGGAAGCCUGUCUUUCAGAACUCCGCACCCGGUUACUUGACACUCAAGCCAAAUAACAGCACACAGGCCAUACAUGUCAAUGCGACGACUGGACUUCCGCUGUCCAGCCUCCCGCCUCUCCAUGAGGACGAAAUCCACUCUGGGUCCAUCAAAUUCUCAUUGCAGGAUGGUUCACUCGAAGCUAUCCGCAGUGAUGGCGCGUCGUCGGAUUCGUUGUGGCGCUUUGUGAUUCCAGCGGAACAACGAGUUCUCAGUAUCGUUCCGCGACCUGUCAUUGAUCCAGUGGCGUCCAUCGGUAAAGUCUUAGGAGAUCGCACAGUCCUCUACAAGUACCUGAGCCCAAAUUUGGCAUUGCUCAUCACGGCGAAUGAUGUCGUUUCGUCGGCUUCAUUCAAUGUUUUGGAUACCGCAUCUGGGGCGUCUCUGUUUUCAAGUGUGCACAACGACGUCGAUCUUACACUACCGAUUGCGAGCAUCAUGUCGGAGAAUUGGUUUGCCUACUCUUACACAUCGAACUCAUACCCCGAUUCACCCAAAGGCCAUCAACUCGUCGUCGGAGAGCUAUUUGAAUCACUAAGCCCCAACGACCGUGGACCUCUGGGUUCUCAGUCAAACUUUUCCAGCUUGGAGACUGCAGUCUCGCCAUACGUACUGAGCAAGACCUAUCAAAUUCCCGAGUCCAUCUCAAAACUUUCCGUGACGAGGACACGCCAAGGCAUUACCUCUCGACAACUACUCGCCGUCCUGGCGGACUCUGCUGCGAUUGUCGGCAUCCCAUACCAAAUCCUAGAUCCACGUCGGCCGGUGGCCAGGGAUCCCACCAAAAAUGAGCAGGCUGAAGGUCUGAUUCGCUAUGCGCCAGUGAUCGAGUUUGAUCCCAAGUGGUACCUCAACCACAAGAGAGAGGUGAUUGGAACGAUCAACGUCAUCACAAGCCCGGCUUUAAUCGAAAGCACCAGCUUAGUAUUUGCAUAUGGAUUGGACAUCUUCGGGACCAAGCUCAGUCCGAGUUUCAGCUUUGACAUCCUAGGUCGAGACUUUAAUAAAUUUCAGAUGCUAGCGACGGUGGCAGCACUUGCGAUAUUGACGUUUGUCGUCGGACCUCUGCAGGUCAACACGCGAUGGCAGUUCAGAUGA
Messenger RNA from Dissoconium aciculare CBS 342.82, 2784 nucleotides. Its product is annotated as DUF1620-domain-containing protein. NCBI's taxonomy places the organism in Eukaryota, Fungi, Ascomycota, Dothideomycetes, Mycosphaerellales, Dissoconiaceae. The transcript is spliced from 2 exons. The record is from RefSeq and is a predicted model, not a curated record. Gene Ontology annotation, cellular component: EMC complex. Gene Ontology annotation, molecular function: protein binding. The coding region runs from base 1 to 2784 and encodes 927 amino acids. Gene Ontology annotation, biological process: protein folding in endoplasmic reticulum.